Messenger RNA from Vigna unguiculata (cowpea), 3490 nucleotides. RefSeq lists its product as uncharacterized. The record is from RefSeq and is a predicted model, not a curated record. NCBI's taxonomy places the organism in Eukaryota, Viridiplantae, Streptophyta, Magnoliopsida, Fabales, Fabaceae. Gene Ontology annotation, molecular function: protein binding.
AGUUAAAUCAACAAACUAGUCUUAACUUUGAGAUGUGGCACACAGUCACUACAUUAUCCUGUUGUUUCCAUUAUCUUCUCCUCUGUUUCAGCUAAGUGUAUGUUUGCUUUUAUGUUGGGAGAGUUCAGAUUCUAGUUGAAAACCAAAAUAUCAAGAGACAAACUUUUCCAUUUGAGUGAGAGAAACUAGGAGUAAAACCUUCACUAGCCCUAAUUUGUGACUUCUAUUCUUUCUUUCUGUCUAAUCUUUUCUCCUUUCGUUUCUUACAAUCAAAUGCUAAGGUUAAAGCUUCCCCUUUCUCUUUCUUGCCCUCUUUCUAUUCACAAUUUUCCUCCUUUUCUUCUUUUUCAUCACUUCCAUUCACAAUCUCACCCCUCAUCCUUUCACAAUCCCCAAGACGCCGUUACCUUGUUCAAUGGCAUGCUUCAGAUGCAUCAACCACCACCCAUCAUUCAGUUCAAUCGCAUUCUAGGAUCACUUAUGAGGAUCAAUCACUACCCUACAGUCAUUUCCCUCUCUAAGCAGUUAGAAUCCAGUGGAAUUAUUCCCACCAUUUGCACUUUAACCAUCCUCAUCAAUUGCUUCUGCCACCUCCGUCAAAUGGCCUCUGCUUUCUCUGUGUUCGGCAGAAUUCUCAAGAUGGGUCAUCACCCUAAUACCGUAACCUUCAACACACUCAUCAAUGGUCUCUGCAUCAGUGGUGAGGUCAAGAAAGCACUGAUCUUUCAUGACAAUGUGGUAGCUCAGGGAGUUCGGUUGGAUCAAGUUAGCUAUGGAACCUUAAUCAAUGGGUUAUGCAAGAGUGGAGAAACCAGGGCUGCUGUGCAGUUGCUGAGAAAUAUUGAAGGACGAUUGGUCAGGCCUAAUGUGGUAAUGUACAGCUCAAUCAUUGAUAGCCUAUGCAAAGAUAAACUUGUUGCUGAGGCUAAUGAUUUAUACUCUGAGAUGGUUGUGAAGGGAGUUUCUCCCAAUGUCAUCACUUACACUGCUUUGAUGUAUGGUUUCUGUAUUGUGGAUCAAUUGCAGGAAGCCAUUGAUUUGUUUAGUCAAAUGGUACUGAAAAACAUCAGCCCGGAUGUGUAUACCUUUAAUAUAUUGGUUGAUGCCUUCUUUAAGGAAGGAAAGGUGGAACAAGCUAAACAUGUGUUGGCUGUGAUGGUGAAAGCGGGUGUAAAACCUAAUGUUAUUACCUAUAAUUCUUUAAUGGAUGGGUAUUAUUUAGUCAAGGAUGUGAAGAGGGCCAAAGAUGUAUUUAACACUAUGACUUUAAGGGGAGUGAUUCCAGAUGUUCGGAGCUACAACAUCGUGAUUAAUGGAUUAUGUAAGAAUAAGAUGGUGGAUGAGGCGGUCAAUAUGUUUGAAGAAAUGCAUCAGAAAAAUAUUGUUCCAAAUACAGUGACUUAUAAUUCUCUUAUUGAUGGUUUGUGCAAAUCAGGAAAACUAUCUUAUGUUUGGAAGCUUAUUGAUGAGAUACAUGAUAAUGGUCAACAUGUUGAUGUAGUCACCUACAAUUGUUUGUUACAUGCUUUGUGCAAAAACCAUGAUAUAGAUAGGGCAAUUGAACUAUUCAACAAAAUUAAAGACAGUGGACUUCAGCCCACUGAGUAUACAUACACAAUACUUAUGGAUGGAUUUUGCAAAGUUGGAAGACUUAAGAAAGCACGAGAGAUUUUCCAGAAUCUUUUGAUUAAAGGAUAUCAACUAAGUGUGAGGACAUAUAAUGUUAUGAUCAAUGGACUUUGUAAUUGGGGCUUGUUUGAUGAAGCUUUGGCCAUGCUGUCAGAAAUGGAAGAAAGUGGUUACAACCCUGAUGCUGUAACUUAUGAAACUGUUAUUUGUCAUCUCUUUGAAGAAAAUAAAAAUGAUAUGGCUGAGAAACUUCUUCGUGAAAUGAUUGCUAGAGGCUUAUUGUAGGAUUUAAACUAGAUAUGCAGGAUUUGCUAAUGAAUAAAGGGUCAAGGAUUGAAGGUGUUUCUUUUAACCAAAAUGAAGCAUUGAGAAUUACACUGAUAUAAUGGACAUUUUUAGAACUCCUUGUCUUUUCUUCUUAAAACGAAACCCAACCUCAACUUUUGCCUUUUCUCCAUGAAUCCAUCUUCACUGUGCCUGCUGUAGUAACCUUGAACUCAAACCUCUAUCUUCUCUACAAUCAGUUCAUAUUUGUAGCUUUAUCUUCACUGGCUCAUGACAUCAUUUUUGGAAUGCUCAUACCUUCAUCUUCUUUGAAGGUCGUGGUUCCCAUCAUUCAGCUGUCCAUUUCCUGUUUGGUGAAAUGCCACAGUGGAAUCAAGUUUUGUCAGAAUGCUGUCAUUAGAGUCCAUGGACACAAUUAAAUGUGAGGGGUUUCCUGCUGAAUUAUACGUUGGUACGUGUGAGCGCUUAGAUGGUUUUUUGAUGAAUGAAAGUUUAAAAGCAUCCAUUUUAGGAUUCUCCAGACUUGCUUGUGUACCUAUAAUUAACAUUUGACUAUAAACUGUAUAAUUACUUGUAAACUUCUUUGUUCUUCUCGUUACAUUGUUAUUGCCAAUUUUUUAAUGAUUUGGAAUCAAUACUUUAGGUUGAUGCUUUGAAUAUAAUCACUUUGUAAAUAUCCCAUGACAUAGUGUAUAGUCGAUUAAGGAUUGUGUUUUUGCCAAAGAUGAGAAUGAUACGGCCGAGAAAUUUCUUCUUCAAAUGAUUACUAGGAGCUAUUCUAGUUUAACAUAACAAGAUGGACUGUGUAUUGGGUUCAUUAUCACUUUAUUUUCAUUGAAAGUGAUGUAUGUUAUUAAGUUCAUUUUCUAAUUGUGAUGAUAUUCAUGGUCAUGUUUUUUGUGAUUUUGCUUCAUUAUUGUUUUUACUCAAUGUACCAUUGUUCUGCUUCAUCUGGUUUCAAGAAAUUUUCAGUCGCUGCACAUUGUAUUUAAAUAUCAACCACUGAAAUGAACAUGAUUACUUGGAAUGCUUCAUUUCUUAGUGUUUCAGAUUUGUAUAACUUUUUAAUGUAGGGUCAAUGAAGGAUAAUAGUCAAAGGGGUAGGUUAGCAUUUGAAGGCAUAAUGGCUGCCUGCCAAUUUCACUAUAUUAUAUGGAAUCUUGUUUACCAAUUUUAUUUCUCUCUUUCGUAAGAGUUACUAUUAUUUUAUUUCAUUGAUUCUAAAUUCAAUAUUCGAUUUAAACAUUCCAGCAAAGCACUGCUAAAUCAUUUGCUUGCAUUUGGUCAUUAUUUACUUUUGAAAGGAAAAAUUGUAUAUAAUAGAGUCUCUGCCCAUAUAUAAAUAGGACACUUAUUCAAGAUUAUUAAAAGAAGUUGGUUAUUUUAGUUAAUAAUAUUAAAUUUAUUACCUCAUUGCAUUGUUUUUUCAAAACUACCAAUGUAUUUAAAUUAUUGAGACCUAGUUUUGUGGAGAGAAAAUAGUAGUUUGUAUAAUUUAUCUUAUUAUUGUGGUAGUAGUCACAAGAAAAAAAUAUCUUUUUAAUUUAUAACAUUUAUUUACCAAAAUAUUAUCAAG